GUGUGAUUCCUUUUUCACGCCUGGCGCCGGUGGAAAAUAAAAAAGCUACUUGAAUGUACAGCAUGAUGAUGGAGACGGACUUGCACUCCCCCGGCGGAGCCCAGGCCCCCACGAACCUCUCGGGGCAGACCGGAGCGGGAGGAGGUGGUGGAGGCGGCGGUGGCGGCGGCGGCGGCGGAGGUGGAGGGGGGAACAAAGCGAACCAGGACCGGGUCAAGAGACCCAUGAACGCCUUCAUGGUGUGGUCGCGGGGCCAGCGGCGAAAGAUGGCCCAAGAGAACCCCAAAAUGCACAACUCGGAGAUAAGCAAGCGCCUAGGGGCCGAGUGGAAAGUCAUGUCGGAGGCCGAAAAGAGACCGUUCAUCGACGAGGCGAAGCGGCUGCGGGCGCUGCACAUGAAGGAGCACCCGGAUUAUAAAUACCGGCCCCGGCGGAAGACCAAGACCCUGCUUAAGAAGGACAAGUACUCGCUGGCCGGGGGGCUGCUGAGCGCCGGCUCGGCCGGAGGAGGCCCGGCCGGCGUCGGUGUGGGCAUGGGCGUCGGCGUCAGUCCUGGCGGCGUCGGGCAGCGGUUGGAGAGUCCCGGCGGCACGGCCGGCGGCGGCUACGCUCACAUGAACGGCUGGGCCAACGGCGCCUACCCGGGCUCGGUGGCGGCGGCAGCGGCGGCAGCGGCGAUGAUGCAGGAGGCGCAGCUCGCCUACGGCCAGCACCCGGGCAGCGGGGGCCACCCGCACCAUCCGCACCCCCACCACCCGCACCAUCCGCACAACCCGCAGCCCAUGCACCGCUACGACAUGGGCACUCUGCAGUACAGCCCCAUCUCCAACUCUCAGGGCUACAUGAGCGCCUCACCCUCGGGCUACGGCGCCCUGCCCUACGGCUCCCAGCCCCACCAGAACUCGGCGGCGGCGGCGGCGGCAGCGGCGGCGGCGGCGGCCGCCUCUUCGGGGGCGCUGGGCGCCCUGGGCUCUCUGGUGAAGUCGGAGCCCAGCGUGAGCCCUCCCGUCACCUCGCACUCGCGGGCUCCGUGCCCCGGGGACCUCCGGGAGAUGAUCAGCAUGUACUUACCGGCGGGAGAAGGCGGGGAUCCUGCGGCAGCAGCCGCCCAGAGCAGGCUCCAUUCUCUGCCCCAACACUACCAGAGCGCCAGUACGGGGGUGAAUGGCACCGUCCCCUUGACGCAUAUCUGA
This is a messenger RNA of Melopsittacus undulatus (budgerigar), 1193 nucleotides long. It is a transcript of the gene SOX1, whose product is annotated as SRY-box transcription factor 1. The record is from RefSeq and is a predicted model, not a curated record. Bases 54 to 1193 code for a protein of 379 amino acids. NCBI's taxonomy places the organism in Eukaryota, Metazoa, Chordata, Aves, Psittaciformes, Psittaculidae. Gene Ontology annotation, biological process: positive regulation of transcription by RNA polymerase II; anatomical structure morphogenesis; cell differentiation. The transcript has a single exon. Gene Ontology annotation, molecular function: RNA polymerase II cis-regulatory region sequence-specific DNA binding; DNA-binding transcription factor activity, RNA polymerase II-specific.